This is a messenger RNA of Homarus americanus (American lobster), 1323 nucleotides long. Its product is annotated as protein snail homolog Sna-like. The coding region runs from base 52 to 1107 and encodes 351 amino acids. Gene Ontology annotation, biological process: regulation of transcription by RNA polymerase II. Gene Ontology annotation, molecular function: DNA-binding transcription factor activity, RNA polymerase II-specific; RNA polymerase II cis-regulatory region sequence-specific DNA binding. NCBI's taxonomy places the organism in Eukaryota, Metazoa, Arthropoda, Malacostraca, Decapoda, Nephropidae. The transcript has a single exon. The record is from RefSeq and is a predicted model, not a curated record.
ACUAGAGUCAACUACACACCUCGUGCUUGAUAGUGAGUUGUGAGAGAAACCAUGCCAAGCUCAUUCAUGGUUAAGCGCAACUAUGCGCAUUGCCCGCUCAAGAAACGGCCUUUGGCCCUAUACAACGAACCAGCCACGUCUCCCCCGGAGCAGGAUCAACCCGAGGAUCUUAGUGUGAAACGGCCCCGCCUGGAGUCUCCUGCAGAAGCGUCCACAGUGUGCCCACCUGCCACAGCCCCUCUGUGGCCUUCCUCCCCCUCCCUACCCACCACCGCAGUGCCCACAGUGCUCCACACAGUGCCUCGCCACACACCUUCGUCACCCCCUGCAGCUCGUGUGGCCGAGAGUCUACCCUCUUUGGCCGAGUACUACCUCCAGCUCUUCAAGUCUACCUCGGACGUUGUGGAGCCCCGGCGGGUGGAGACUCGGCCCUCUCUGCCCCAGUGGACGACGCCCUACCUGCCGCCCUCACCCCAGGCCUCGCCUGUUACCUCAGAACAUCUGGCAGUCAGUCCUGUGCCAUUCCACUGCUAUCCAGACACCUCCGCCCUCAUCUCCCCUGUCUCCACCUGCUCUUCCACCGCCUCAGAGUCCGAAGACGACGUGGGAGUUCCCAGGCAGCGACGAGAGGCACGUUACUCCUGCAGUGACUGUAGCAAGUCGUACUCCACGUACUCUGGGCUGAGCAAGCACAAGCAGUUCCACUGUGCAGCUCUGGGCGCCAAGUCGUUCGCGUGCAAACACUGCGACAAAGUGUACACAAGUCUGGGUGCCCUCAAGAUGCACAUCCGCACCCACACAUUGCCUUGCAAGUGUCAGCUCUGUGGCAAGGCCUUCUCGCGGCCCUGGCUGCUGCAGGGCCACAUCAGGACCCACACCGGUGAGAAGCCUUUCCAGUGUUCGCAAUGUGACCGCUGCUUCGCUGACCGCAGCAACCUGCGGGCACACCUCCAGACUCACGCUGAUGUCAAGAAGUACGCGUGUGUCACCUGCCAUAAGACCUUCUCCAGGAUGUCCCUCCUUAACAAGCAUACCGAGGCCGCCUGCCCCGCCAGACCCCACCAUCAGGAACAGCCCCAGGAACAGCCCCCAGAGGCCGACCAGUAGCAGCUGUCACCUUCCUCCCCCAGAUUCUCUUGAAGUUGCCCCGCGGCGCGGGGCGGCCUAGUCCCCAGCUAGUCAGCGUGCUCACCACCCUGUUGUGUUCCUAUGAUGGUCACUAGUCUAGAUAAUAAGCCAUAUUCGUCCCUCGGGACCACCAAGCCAAAGAGAUUAUGUAUUACUACUACUUUUUAUACUGUAAUAAAAUAUAUUUGAAUUUAA